Messenger RNA from Panicum virgatum (switchgrass), 2053 nucleotides. Its product is annotated as vegetative cell wall protein gp1-like. Bases 891 to 1466 code for a protein of 191 amino acids. The transcript has a single exon. The record is from RefSeq and is a predicted model, not a curated record. NCBI's taxonomy places the organism in Eukaryota, Viridiplantae, Streptophyta, Magnoliopsida, Poales, Poaceae.
CUCAACACCGGCGCCUACUUCCUGUACCCCGGUGCCGCACUCUUGCGCCGCCGAGCUGGAUGCCGCUCCGCCGCGAACCUCCUUCGCAACGCCGGCUCCCUACACCACUGCGUCGGCCCCCUGCACCACCGCACUACUCCCUGCGCUCCUCCGCCCCUCCCUCCACUCGUAUCCCGUUGGCUCAGAGCUUCGUGAGGGGGAAGAAGACGAGAUGGCAGUGGGCGAUUGUUGGGGCCGAUUCCAAUUUCACAGCAUGCCCAUCUAAACGUGAGUAGGUAUUUGCCUCUAGUUGAAUUCCGUCUAUCAAUUUUACCUACAUCCAAAUAAUAACUUUGGUAUUACUAUCUAUUUCCAAAGCCAGUUUGAUUUGGUAUUCAAUCCAAUUCAAUGCCAAGUCCUUCAAUAUCGACAUCCAAACGGAGCCUAAGAAACUUUACCAUCUGAGCUACACUCAGUUCGCUUGUUUAAAGCCUUUUGAAGUAUUCAAUACUUGCUAUAAUGUGUCACUAGUAUAAAGCGAGCAGUAGACUAAAUUAUUAGCCAGCUCUUAGGGGCUAUGGGAAAAACCCGAAAAAAAAAAGGGGAAAAAUGUUUUACCGCGCUGCUUUCCUCCUGAAAAUGGGAUCACCCGAGCAGAGCUGACCAAGGCACCAAGCAGGGAAGCACGGGAUCCCCAAGCACGCGGAAGGAACAGCCGGGCAGCCACGUCAGCGUCCCAGGUGGCGUGGCGGACGCGGGGUCCUACAAUAUUCCUUCCCUCGCUCCGCUCCGGACGCCCAAACCCGCGCCGCGCGCGCAGCAUAAAUCCCGACCGAGCGACCCCAGCGGCGCACCCCACCGGCCGCCACCACCACCACCACCACCACCACCACCAUACAGAUCCCCCGCCGAUGCCCGCCUCCCCGUCGCACCCCUCGCCGGCGCCGGCGACUCCCUCCUCCGCCGUCGCCACGCCCCGCCGGCGCCGGCGCCUCCUCCCGUCCAGGUCCAACCACCACCCGCCGCCGUCCCUGGCGCCGGGCUCCCCGUUCUCCUUCUUCCCGCCGUCGUCGCCGUCGCCGUUCCACCGGUUCCUCCCCUCCCCGCUGCGCGCCUCCGCCGUGCCCUUCUCGUGGGAGCACCGCCCGGGCAUCCCCAAGACGCCCGCCCGGGCCCGCUCGUCGUCGUCCUCCAACUCCAAGAGCAAGGCGCUCCCGCUCCCGCCGUCGCUGCUCGCCAGGUCCUGCGCCGGCGGCUCCGACCCCUACGCCUCCGUCGUCCCCGCCGAGUACGCCGCGGCCAUGGACGAUCCGCACCCGCAGCCGGACCGCGCGGGCCGCCUGGGUUGGAGGGUGCGCCGCGCCCGGCGGCGGUCGCCGCGGCUGGGCGACGCCCUCGCCGAGUGGCUGUCCAUGCUCAGCCUCUACCGCUCCUGCAAGCGCGCCGCCGCCUGCUUCGCCGCCAAGGCCAAGUCGCCGGCCGCCUGACAAACUCCGACCUCUCCGAGAGAUAAGUUCCCCCCGCAAUCUGCUGCCGCCACGCCCCACGCCCGCCGCGACGCCUCUGACGAACUCCGAUGAUCUCUCCCCGUACGUCCGUUCGCGCGUGUGCUAGCUGUGUUGAAAUACUGUUGAUAGCAAGUAGUGUGAUGGGUUUAAUUUGGAUUUGCGACGAUGAUUCGCUGUAAAUUAGUGAUCGAUCAGGAGGAGGCCGUGCAUACUAUUAUUAGUAGUAGUAUAUGAUUCCAUUUGAUACAUGUGCGUAGCUGUUAAUUAGUGCCGCUCCAAUAAUUCGGCAGGCAUUUAGUUGCAGUCGAUGGAAUGCCGGUGCUGUGUUGGUGGUGGUGAUGCAUGGUGGUGUGCUUUAGCUAGUGAGCAUUCAUCAUUAAUUAUUGGGUUUGGGUUCAAAGUUUACAGCUGAGAACUUUAAGCUUGUGUGGUUGAGUUGCUCUGGGUGGACACUACUGCUGGGAUCAAAAUAUGAAGCGUGUAAUCCCGAAAAGCUGAAAAGUGAUGAAAAGAUGAAGUGUGCAACAAUGACAUACUUGUGACGUACUGUGAUUUUUUUUUUGACA